Penicillium angulare is the source of this 2592-nucleotide messenger RNA. Its product is annotated as putative C6 transcription factor. Gene Ontology annotation, molecular function: DNA-binding transcription factor activity, RNA polymerase II-specific; zinc ion binding; DNA binding. The record is from RefSeq and is a predicted model, not a curated record. The coding region runs from base 1 to 2592 and encodes 863 amino acids. NCBI's taxonomy places the organism in Eukaryota, Fungi, Ascomycota, Eurotiomycetes, Eurotiales, Aspergillaceae. Gene Ontology annotation, biological process: DNA-templated transcription; positive regulation of transcription by RNA polymerase II. The transcript has 2 exons.
AUGGACGAGGGUUCCGAUAAAGCCCCUCGACGGAAGAGGGUCUCCAGAGCAUGCGACCGAUGUCGCAGCAAAAAAGAUAAAUGUGAUGGUAUUCGUCCCACUUGCUCCGCCUGCCAGGCGUCUGGCCAAACAUGUUCGUACGAUCCGCAUGCGAAGAAACGAGGUCUCCCCGAAGGUUAUGUCCGGGGACUAGAGAAAUUAUGGGCCCUGUCAAUCUGCAACAUCGAUGGCUUUGAAGACACCAUGUUAGCCAUGCUGGGAACGACAAUGGAAUCCGAGAAUCGUCGGGACAAAUUGAUGUCGGUCUGGACGGACGAUAACUCUUCAGAGAGUCUACACGAGACCUGGAAGUCAAGUCGCUUGUACACCGCACUCGAAAAGAUGCUGUCGAACUCGGAACCACUUCCCACCGUCACAGGAAAGCGAUCGCGAAACCCACGUGAUGAUUACCUAGAUGGCCCGGAUGGUCAAUGGGGAUUUCGAGUCGGUCGAGAAGCAAGUCCAUUAGGUCCCGAAGUGCCACGAGUAGUUGGACCGCUGGGCGGACUCUCCCCCGAUGCGAAACGAGCGCGCCUGGCGCAGGCCCCAGUGGAUGGUCGUGCUACGCAAUCGGGCAAUAUUCCUCGUACACUUCAGCUACCACCGCAGACCUCACAACUCCUUGAUAUUUACUUCGCUACCACUCAUUCGUGGCUGCCUAUCGUUGCGAAACAUAACAUCCUCCGCGCCUCUUACCUCUACGCCAAUGCGCCUUUCUCCGUGACGACGACUUCUCCGGGUUCUGGAGACCAUGCCGCUUUAUGGGCUAUCUUGAGCUAUACCAUUACUCAAGCUCGAUCAGACCCACGAAUGGGACCCGCUGGUGCACUCUCUCUAGCCAAAGAAUACUACACUAUAGCACGGUAUUUGAUCCCCUCUGAAAAGGAGCGCUACGAGCUGGGUCACAUCCAAGCAUUACUACUUCUAACGUUGGUCAACAUGGGACUUGAUGACUGGAACGCUUCGUGGCUCUUAAUUGGGCAAGCUGUGCGGAUGGCCAUUGCAAUGGGAUUGGGAGUGAUGACUGACACCCGCCGUUCUGAUGAAUUGAGACAAGGCAAGGCUGUCUUCUUGGGAUGCUUUGUGAUUGACUCUUUCUUGUCCUUCCGCCUUUCCCGAUGCCCGGCAAUGACAUCAAAUGAACUGGCGACCGUUGGCCUUCUAGAAGAGGAUGGACUGGAGGAAUGGAACUCUUGGGUCGAUGUGCUUCCACCGGCCGGCGUUUCGCAUGGCAAAAAUGCUCCACGUAGAGGCCCACUGCUAGCAUUAAGCUGCUUUAACCGGUUGGUUGAACUGGCUAGUGUCUUGAACAAGACGUCGCGAAACUUGGCGAUGGGAUACACCGGUGCCUCCUUUGCUCAGCAGCUGGUGGUGGACCUAAAGCGGUGGGAUGAUGGAUUACCUCUUGGAUGUCGACUUAUCGGACCUGAAAGCAUUUAUCCGGAACGACACUCCGCUUUGCUACCACACCAGAGUUAUCUUGGCCUUACCUAUGUGGCCACAUUGCUUUGGUUGUAUCUACGUCUCAUUCCCGGGGAACAAGGACUUCACCGGGCGCAACGCCCAGCAACAGAGGGAGCCAAGAAGCUUCUGUACCGAGGACUGUCUAUGAUUUCUCAACAAUUGGAGAAUUUCCCCGUUUGUGGAUUCCCACCAAUUUUUGAAUUUGGGCUACGCACCAUCUCCGAGCAGGCCUUCUCACUACGACAUGAAGUUGAUGCCGCAGACAGCUUUCCUUUUGCUCAAUGGGCAGAAGAGUUUCAACAAAAAACCGCGAGCUUAAUACCAACAUGGCCUGUAUAUGGGUCCUUGGUUUCUUCGAUGAACCGCUGGCAACAAUCUCGGGAUUAUCCUGGACAGCAACCAGCAUUCCCAGAUCAAGUUGUACCCCCUGCUAUGCCUGGCAUUGCCCCUCUUGGUGGCCCUGUACAUGCACCCGGGACGGGUCCUCAGAGUAUGCUCCCUCAUAAUCAAGCGAAUUAUGCUUCGUCUAUCCUUGGUAUCAGUAUACCCGUCGACGGCCAGUCCAUGACACCCAAGGAUACCGUCAUGGAGAACUCUGAUUUGUUCAUGAUGGACGUGUCCCAUCCGCAAGCAAUGGAUGCACAUUCAGUCCUUACAGAUAAGGUGACGCCACGUAGUGGUCCUGAUGCGAUCUACCCACCCGGCAGCGCACCCCCGCAGCCAGCCACUCCAGAUUCAUCUACUUCUAAUGUGAUGAUGACUGGAAAGCCACCAACGAGUGAUCGAUCAAUGCCAGUUCCUCCCGGUGACAAUAUGCCAUUUGACCCAUCUGUGAAUGGUGAUCUGGACGCGAUUUUUAAGGACUUGGCAUAUUUGGACACCACUGAAUGGUCGAAUAACCGCGAGGCUGGACUGAAAGAUUUUGGAUUCAUGGAUGAUAGUACCUUCCAGGCUUUCUGUCACGAUCCCGACCGACUGGGUGGUACACAGCCUCUUGUUCAUCCACCAUCAAUUGCGGAUAUCUGGCCACCACCAGGAUUUUUCCCGGAAACAUUCCAAGAGGUGCCUGAAAAGACGAUGAACGGCUGA